Molecule: messenger RNA, 1377 nt
Organism: Tripterygium wilfordii
Lineage: Eukaryota; Viridiplantae; Streptophyta; Magnoliopsida; Celastrales; Celastraceae
Product: F-box protein At2g27310-like
Exons: 1
Coding region: 57-1094 (345 amino acids)
Molecular function (GO): protein binding
Source: RefSeq, a predicted model, not a curated record
CUGAACUACAAAGUAUUCAUUCAUUCAUAAACACACAGUAUAUUAUUCACAUUGCAAUGUCUGCUUCUUUCUCUACUCUGCUUCCCGAUAUUAUCCAGAACCAUAUCCUGACCCGGCUCGAUGGCCCGGCCCUGGCUUCCCUGGCAUGCGUUUCAUCCGAAUUGCACGCCCUGUCCACGGAAGAAAAACUGUGGCAGGAAAUUUGUCUUGCCACGUGGAAUUCAGUUAACACUCCACGUGUCGGUCAUGUCAUCUCGACAUUCCCUUCUGGUCAUCGCUCAUUCUUCUCCGAUUCCUUUCCCCUCCUAAACCACUCGCAACCAUCGAGCGGCAAUCCUGGUCGUUCACCGCCAACUUCACCAUUAAUCUUGGCCGUUGACAUUUACUACAAGAACGAGCUCAUAUUCUCGAGGGUUCGGGAAACAAAGACAGCAACAGAAAAGUUUCUACGUUCUCCUUACCGGGUCGAUUUACUUGACCCGAAGGAGGCCGUUUUGACUCCGGUACAACAUGAGGGAGAAAUAGACACGUGGCUUAAGCACCUUGAAGAGAACGUGAGUUUGAGUUGGAUCGUAAUAGAUCCGACAAAGAAGCGGGCGGCGAAUUUGUCUACUAGGAGGCCUGUUCGGGUGAGAUGGCCAUGCGAGCAAGGAGAGGCGCAGCUGCAUUACGCGACAAUCAUGGCAGGAGAUGGACGGUCAGGAUCGAAUGAGGAGUUAGUGAAGUGUGGGUUGGUGGUGUCGUGCAGUGGGGUGGGGGAAGGGGAGGUGCAUGUGGAGGAGGUGAGUAUGGAGAUGGAGGACAUGGAGGGGAGGAUUUUAAAUGGGAGGGAUAGCUUGGUCAUUUUAACGGAUGCUAUAGAGAAUGGGAGGAGAUGCAAGAAGGGUAAGGGAAAUGAAGGGAAAAAGAGGUACCAGGAAUUUGAAGUAAGAAAAAGAGAGAGAAAGCAAAGAAGAGAGAAGGUUAAGGACAUGGUUCGGAAUAUUGGUCCAAUGGUGUUGGUGAUGGUACUGGCCUUUUGGUGUUUUCUCUUUAUGGGUUCAUAUAAGGUAGCAUCGACGUAUAUAACAAGAAAACAACUUCAAUUGCAUUGAAGUAUGUAUAUGGUUUUCUAGCUCAUGCUAUAACAGCAUGCACCAGCUUCAUUUGAUCCGUUAAAUGAUUGUUUAACUGAUCAUCAUAUAUGAAUAAAGUUUAAACUGUGUUUAUAUAAGUAGGUUAAUGGGAGCUACCGUGAUGAUCAUAUUCACAUGUGUGCAAGUCUCCUUUAGUGGAAUAAUAAGUAGGAUGUGGAAACUUAUUCUGAUUUUGUAUUGCAUCUUCAUAAGAAUAACUUACGGAUUCAAACAUUUUAAGCAUACGAUGAUCAUUUGGUUA